CCCUGAACAGAUAAAUACGAUGUACAUGGAUUUGCCUCCAAAUGUCAAAACUAGAACCUGGAUUAUCGUUGCCUGCGGCCCCACUCUGAGCCCAGCAAGUUCGAGACUGGUGGAUCUGAGUACUUUAAUACCCCACUUAUAGCCGUCAACAGCGUCAUCGUUUCCAAUCCUACCUCGUAAAAUACAAUAGCAUCCGGCAGCCGAAUCGAAUUGAAUUGAAUCCAGUUGAAUUCAUUUUACCGGUAGAAGUGAGACAAAUCUUUCGGCUAUUGCAGUUCAUCAACAUCAUCCACUCGAAUCACCAAUCAUCUGGAUAUAAUCAUGUCGCGACGCGAAGAAGCCAAAGUGAAGUCUUGGGGAUUCUCCCAUGUAUUUACCUGGACGGAUGGACCAAAUGCACACUACACCCCACAUACCCACAACGGUCUCACCACUCAUCUCAUCCUCGAUGGCGAGCUGACCAUCACCUACCCCGAGGAUGAGAAUCCCAUCAAGGAGACGUUUGGCGUGGGCAGUCGGAUCGAUGUCGACGCUGGCCGCGUGCAUGAAGUCUGGGUCGGCAAGGCUGGCUGCACCUACGUUAUUGGAGAAAACCCUGCAGGCCCUGAUCUGACUGUCGCCAAGAAGGCAUCCACUCCAGCUUCUCGCAGUCUCGGUCCUGGGCAAGCUGCGCUUCGUCCCACCUUGAUUGACAAUUUGCCCUGCCGAAAGGCUUCCAAGGUCGCCUCCGAUAAGACCUCCGCGCGCUACAACAUGCCGACGUUUGGUCGCCACCAGGACGCCGGCGGCGCGCUGCGCAUGCUAGUCGACAUGACCACAAUGAUAGCCCCGACCCAAGGCGGAUUUCAUAAGCCAAAAGCUACCGACCACAUUGACAGCGCCCUCGACAGCAACAUGACCAUCUGCCCCGGAUUCGAGAACCACAUCUUUAGAAUAUUCAAAAGCCUGUGCCCGCCGGGCGCGAUGAAAAUAUCCCGGGAGAGGUUCCAGGCCUUUCUGGAGGAUGUCCAAGGGGAUGUUGUGACAAAGCCUCUGGAGAAAGAGACGUAUACUCUGUACGAAUUCUUCGAGACGUGGUCGUACGUGUAUCGUUUGAAGCCGCAAACCAAGAUCGACCCGGAGCAGAAGGAUCUGUCCAAGCCUAUCAGCCACUACUUUAUCAGCAGUAGUCACAACACAUAUCUACUUGGAAACCAACUGACCUCGGUCUGUUCGGUCGAAGCAUACCAAACGGCCCUUGAACAGGAUUGCCGCUGUAUCGAGAUCGACGUGUGGAACAGUCCCUUACACGCAGCAGGCCUGCGAACUCCAAGCAGGUCCAAGUCGCCGCGACCAGGCCAUAAGAGGCAUUUAUCAGCCUCAUCGAUAACGAGCGCAUUCGAAGAACGUUUUGAAUCUCUGAAGCAAGUUUUCACGGGCAAAUCGUGCUCUAGUACCCAAACGACAACCAAUAAGGCCCUCAAAGUCCCGCCUUGCGACCGCCGAAAUAGCAACAACUUAGAGGUGCCUUUAACGAGGAACAGUGACACGACGUCCACGACGGGCUCCAACACUGCUGUGGAUGAUGCAGAGGAUAAUGAUGUCUCCGAGACUCAUGGUCACACGCGGUCACGGUCGCUGGCAAACCCAUCCAUGGAACCCGUAGUUAUGCACGCGCAUACUUACGGGCAGAGGGAUUGGACUUUGAGCAACUCCAUUGGUUUCCGGGAUGUGUGCCGGACGAUACGUAAAACCGCAUUUGUCAAAAACCACCUGCCAAUCAUCAUCAGUCUUGAGGUACACGCGGACGUGCAACAGCAAGACUUAAUGGUGGAAAUAAUGCAACAGGAAUGGGGAGAUCAUCUUUUGCAAGAGCAAAUUUUUGGGUGUGAUCCUAGGUUACGACUUCCGCGGUUGGAGGAGCUCAAGGACAAGAUACUUAUCAAGGUAAAGAAGGCCUCGGUUGUCGCCAACUCAAACGGCACUGCCGACUCGCUCGGCAUACCACUCGCGGCACUCAUCAGUGGCUCUGCGCCGCCGGGCACGAGCUCGGACGAGGAGGCAAGCCCGAAGCCCAAGAUCUCGCCUCGACUCAGCAAACUGGCAGUAUACACACACAGCAAGCACUUCGGAGGCUUCAGCACCCGGGUGGCCAAAUCGCCAUCUCAUAUAUUUAGUUUGAGCGAGGGUAACAUCAAGCGCUGGGCCAAAGAGGAUCCUGAGGGCAUGAAGUCGCAUAACAAGUCGUUCCUGAUGCGGGCGUAUCCUGACCCAGUGUCGCGCGUUGACAGCGGCAACAUGGACCCGACGUUUUGCUGGCGGCGUGGUGUGCAGAUGGUCGCCAUGAACUGGCAGACGCUGGACGGUGAGAUGAUGAUCAACCAUGCCAUGUUUGCGGACCAAGCCGGGUGGGCGCUCAAGCCAGCGGCAAUGCGUGGGCUCCCCGACGACUCUUUUGGGCCCAAGACUGUUGAGCUGCUGAGGAUAACGGCGUUUGCGGGACAAAACAUACGACCGGUCAUUGACAAGACGGUGAGCUCUUUCGAGCCAUCGAUCAGCGUCAGUCUCUGCGUCGAGGGCCAGGACCCGAUCAAGCAUCACUUUCCGGGCCGGGAGACGAGCAACCCGGACUGGGGCCACGAGGGCAAGUCUGUCUGCUUCAAGGACGUGGCCAACGUCAUGGAGCGCUUCAGUUUCGUCAAGAUCAAGGUCGAGGACGAUGGGGAGCUGUCCUCGUGGGCGUGCUAUAGGCUCGAUCGACUGCGGCGGGGCUAUAGGUUUGUGGAACUGAUGGGACCCCGAGGCGAGCGGACGGAGGGCAAACUGCUUGUCAAGAUUGAAAAGGUGAUGCGGUGAAAGAGGGCAAAGAUCGCAAAUACAAUCCAAGGUCCAUAUUAUUUAGGAAUCGGGUUGGUGUAAUUCUUUUUUGGAUAUUUCCUAUGUUAUGCUUGGCGCUAGCUCGGGUCGAAACAGCCACAGACAGGCUUUGGGAUUUUGGUUGAUGGGUUGGUUCUUUGUUAGUAAACUUUGGUUUUACUGUUCGAUACCUCCAGUGUUAUGUUUUUUUCUUCGUUGGAUAAUAUAAUUUUUUUUUUCAUCCCA
Molecule: messenger RNA, 3081 nt
Organism: Pyricularia grisea
Lineage: Eukaryota; Fungi; Ascomycota; Sordariomycetes; Magnaporthales; Pyriculariaceae
Exons: 5
Coding region: 322-2835 (837 amino acids)
Biological process (GO): lipid metabolic process; phosphatidylinositol-mediated signaling
Molecular function (GO): phosphatidylinositol-4,5-bisphosphate phospholipase C activity
Source: RefSeq, a predicted model, not a curated record